Molecule: messenger RNA, 2614 nt
Organism: Helicoverpa armigera (cotton bollworm)
Lineage: Eukaryota; Metazoa; Arthropoda; Insecta; Lepidoptera; Noctuidae
Product: ecdysone oxidase-like
Exons: 4
Coding region: 322-2169 (615 amino acids)
Molecular function (GO): flavin adenine dinucleotide binding; oxidoreductase activity, acting on CH-OH group of donors
Source: RefSeq, a predicted model, not a curated record
UGUCAAAUCAAAUAAAUUCAAAGAACCUGUUUUUAAUUCCGUCAUGAUAAAGGAAGUUCAUCAUUAGAAAGUGUAUCAUUGUAAAAAAUAUACCUAAUAGUAAAAACACUACGAUAAACCAAACAAUUCAUAAUCUCUCUAUCCGUCUCAAAAUAUUAUCUAACGCCUCUUCUAAAAAGUGUACAUCUUUAAAACGUAUUUUAUCUUUAACAUUCACUAAUACCACACUAAACCAUUGUAGGGUUAUCUCUGUGUACACUUAACACUGACUUAAAAAACGAAAAGCAAAAUGAACACUGUUCGUGAAUUUUCGAACGUAGGAUGGAGUGUUACAACGCAUCAUGUGUGACUCCAACGACGGGGACUGCUCUUCAAGUCUUCGCGUCAGCCUUACAGUUCUUUGCAGCUGCACAAUGUGCAAUAUCAGAAGGAUUAAUAGCAGAUUCUAACGUUCAAGAUAAUGAAGAGUUUGACUUCAUAAUAGUUGGAGCUGGAACUGCCGGUAGUGUUCUAGCAAACCGACUGAGUGCUAUAGCCGAAUGGAAAAUAUUACUACUUGAAUUUGGCGGUGAUGCCCCCAUCGAAGCUGAUAUUCCAGGUCUGGACAAAGCAAUGUGGAAAACCAGAUAUGAUUGGGGUUACGUAACUAAUGACAAUGGAGUAACGAACCGCGCUCAUAUUAAUGGAUCCAUUAAUUGGCCUCGAGGCAAAAUGAUGGGAGGCAGUAGUAACCUUAACGCUAUGAUAUACAUUCAAGGAAAUGAUCAAGAUUAUCAAAAUUGGUACGAUGCAGGUAACACUGAUUGGAGCGUAAAAGAAGUGCGCAGAUGCUUCAAAAAAGCUGAAAGCUUUCAAAAUAUGGAAGCGUUGAAAAAUCCGAAAAUCAAAGAUCACUAUGGCCUAAAAGGACCAUUAGUUAUAAACAAAUACAACAGCACCUUUGCAUCCAUUUACUCAAGGCUUCUAUCUGCAUGGAACGAAAUUGGAAUUAAAAAUGUUGAUGACUUAAAUGUCGCGAACGUACUUGGAUCAGGAAUUUUAACAUGUACAGCUGCUAAUGGAGAAAGGCAAAGCCAUAACAAAGCAUACCUGAACCCCAUACUACACAGAUCAAACCUAAAAAUACAAAAAAAUACUUUGGUCACAAAAGUAUUAAUAGAUCCUUCUAGUAAAACUGCUUACGGGGUAGAAGUAUUGCAAGGCUCGCAGAACUUUACGUAUUACGCUAGCAAAGAGGUUAUCAUAAGUGCAGGAGCUAUAAACUCACCUCAACUUCUGAUGUUAUCUGGAGUUGGCCCAGAAGAACAUCUAAGUUCAAAGAAUAUUUCAGUAAUAGUUGAUUCACCAAUGGUGGGACAAAACCUACAAGAUCAUUGUAUUAUACCUAUAAUAAUGUACGCUGACGAGCCAGGUGAACUGAACAAUGCGGAACAACAAUUUGGUGUCAUACAGUAUCUUUACAACCGCACAGGAUAUUUAGCACAAAAUAGUUUCGCUGACGUACUGGCAUUUUUCUCAGACACACGAAGAGCCACUUACCCAAAAUUCCAAACUCAUUUUUCACUAUUUUGGAAAAAUAGUUCCUUAAUUCAACAAGCUUUGAAAAUACGUUUCAGAUACAAAGACGAAGUUGCAGACCCAAUUAUUGAACUAAAUAAGAAAUAUGCAGUUUAUAUGCAACUGUUCAAUCUUUUGCAUCCAAAAUCCACAGGGAACAUUACCUUAAAUUCAAAUGACCCUAGAGAUUAUCCAAUCAUUAACCCAAAUUAUUUCUUUGAUCCCAGAGAUUUAGAAACAGCAGCAACGGGCAUAAAGAUACUCACUAAAAUACAAAAUACCAAGGUUAUGAAAGAAAUUAACGCCUUCUUGGGUAGGAUGGAGUGGGGACCAUGCAACGUGUAUGAAUUGGAUAGUAGAGAGUACUGGAAAUGCGUUUGUUUAGAAAUGGUGCUUACGGUGUAUCAUCCUGUAGGAACCUGUAAGAUGGGACCUGAUCCAAAGACUUCAGUCGUGAGUUCUCGGUUGAAAGUACAUGGAGUAAAUAAUCUCCGAGUAGUAGACGCUAGUAUUAUGCCAACACUUACUAGUGGCAAUACCAAUGGACCGACAGGGAUGGUAGCAGAAAAAGGGGCUGAAAUGAUACUAGAGGAUUACAAGAAAAGACAGUGACAUAAUGUGGUAGUAAAUAAGUAUGUAAGUAAACGCGUAUUAGCAAUGUUGCCGACCCCUUGUCUGGAUUAUUGAAAGUCAUCAUUUUACAUAAUUUUCUAAAUCUAUGGUUAUUUAAUAUUAUGCAAAUAUGUUUUGAAGAAACUAUUCUGCCUACUCUUUAUUAUUGCUUGACAUGUUAAGGAAUUCUCGAGAUCGAGUAUUUUUUUUUUUUACUAUGAUAGUGAGCUUUUGUUUGCCAUUAUAACUAGGUAUCAAGUGAAUACUUCUUUUAUAUCCCAUAGAACCUUUUAUGAAAACCGUGUAGGAGGAAUGCGAAAGCAAAUAUCAAUCAAAAUAACAAUCAAAAUGAAACCUACACAGUGUGUUUUUAUGAUGUUGUGAUUUAUCAUCUAUUCAAAAUAUAUAUCACCUUUUGUAAUCUGAAUAAAUCAUAAUGUGUGUC